Mesorhabditis spiculigera is the source of this 936-nucleotide messenger RNA. The record is from the annotation of a GenBank genome assembly. NCBI's taxonomy places the organism in Eukaryota, Metazoa, Nematoda, Chromadorea, Rhabditida, Rhabditidae.
AUGUGGCUUCUCCUGCUCGUCGCCAUCUUAAUUUCCGUUACCGAGGCACAGAAGAGCGGACCGCCGGGCCCCAUUUCGUCUCAUUUCCUGGACUGGCUAAUUGCUCACGGGUAUGAGCAAGACGCCUUUGAUCGCCCGGAUGUUGGACCAAAUGGAUCAUUUGGAGGCAAAAAGAGAGGAUCCGAUAAGAUCACUAAAGAACCGGUUAUAUUCAUCCAUGCUAAUGGUGAUGCUGCUCUCCACACACAGGCCCCUCUAGCGACCGGAUGGAGCCGCUCGAUCCAAUACUUCCUUGAGCAAAAUUAUACUGAAGCAGAGCUUUAUGCGACUACUUGGGGCGAUACAUGGGGAAGUGGUUCCUUGUUGGACUCAUACUCCACUAUCCAUACGUGUCAAAACCUCAUUUAUCUUAGGAGGUUUAUCGAGGCUGUUCUGGCCUAUACGAAAGCUGCAAAAGUCGAUAUUAUAGCACAUUCAGUUGGAGUUCCACUUACAAGGCGUGUCCUAAAGGGUGGCUCGCUGAUUGGCACGGAUGGAAACUGUUCCUUAGGCCCACCAUUGUCCGCUAAGGUCGAUACCUUCCUCGGUAUCGCCGGCCCGAAUUAUGGGCUCUGCGUCUGCCAGCUUGCCCAGACAGUGCCAGCUUGGUGUAAUGCCUUGGACGGAUUAUAUCCAGGAUAUACUUGCCAAGACCAGGAAAACUACUCGGCCUUCCUGGAGAAGCUUAACAAUGAUCCACAUCGCGAAGCGGAGCACGUAUAUUCAAUGUGGAGCGACGUGGAUGAGGUGCUGCUCUUCCGAGGGAUGACCUGGGGCAAACCAACAGCGAGGAUUCCUGGAAUGAACGGAAGAUGGAUUUCCGACCGAAAUAACCACGUGGGGAUGAAGGAUUUAACGGAACUCCGGCAGUUCGAAGCUGUCGCGCAUCAUUCGAUC